AUGGAUUUGAUCCGAGAAGCCAUCCUGUUCGGGAGCCUGCUGCUUUUCCCCGCUGUCCUCUCACAGCCAGCACAAGUGGUUUAUCACAUCACGGAAGAAAAUCAAGACCAGACGUUUGUGGGAAAUGCUUUCGUGGAUAGUCAGCUACGAUCCAAAAUGAGAAACGCCAACAACCUUCACUUUGAGUUUGUCAGCCCAACCAGUCAGACUAGUUACUUUCGGAUUGAAGGUUGGUCUGGAGCAAUACACACUUCAAAGGUUGUAGACAGAGAAGUUUUGUGUGCCAAUGAUAACUGCCCAGUAAAUUUGGAUGUUGCUGUACAGCUUGUAACAGGAGCUUCACUUGACCUUGUAGCCAUUAUCCGAGUACAGGUCUUCAUAGAUGAUAUCAACGAUAACCCUCCGGAGUUUCCGUCUCAGUCAGUUGCUCUGUCCAUUCUAGAGUCAACCCCAGUGGACACCACUUUUCCCAUCCAUGCAGCAACAGACCUGGAUACAGCUGCCAACAAUUCUUUGAUAUCUUACGAAUUACAGCCUCCUUCAGGCUUUGGAAAGUUCAGCAUGAGUGUGAUCAAAAACUGGGACGGCUCAACAGAUAUUGGCAUCAUUGUGAAAGAACAACUGGACCGUGAAACGACGGACUAUUACCAGGUGAAAAUCAUCGCUAAAGACGGUGGCUCUCCUUCGUUAACAGGUACCUUGUCAGUCAAUAUCAGUGUUCUAGACAGUAAUGACCAUGUUCCAGUGUUUACAAAGCCCUUCUGGAAUGUGACAAUCUGGGAAAACGUCACUAUGGGCACAGAAAUUUUGCGACUGUCGACAAAUGACCGGGACAUUGGUGCCAAUGGGCAAGUCACGUACAGCUUUAACUCCAGAUCAGCUUCCAGAGUCGGUUCCAUUUUCAGCGUGGAAUCAAAGACUGGUGCAAUCAGGGUAAUAGGGCCUGUGGACUUUGAAAGCUCCAGUUUGCAUCAGCUGAUAAUUGAAGCUACAGAUAACGGAGUUCCAUCCAAGUCGUCUAAGUCGGCUGUAAUUAUUGAUGUGUUGGAUGUUAAUGACAACCCUCCAGAUAUCACCUUCAACCUGUUGGCUGGUGGGGAUCAUGCUUUGGUGUCUGAGUUCGCAAAACCCGGUUCUUUCGUUGCCCAUGUGUCUGUAUCAGACAAGGACAUUGAAGCUGACAACAAAGAUAUAAGCUGUUGGAUCCAGGAUGCUUUGUUCAGCUUGAAGAAACUGUCUAACCAAGAGUUUAAAGUUCUACUGCAGGGUAAGGUGGAUCGAGAGACAGUGGCUGAAUAUCGUGUUGAUGUGAGUUGUACUGAUUUUGGCAGUCCUCAGCUGGAAGCUACAGCCCCAUUACGAGUCGUUAUUAAGGAUGAGAAUGACCACAGCCCACAGUUUGUCAAGGAGGCAUACAGCAGAACUAUCACAGAAAACUUCCCCAUUGGCAAAACUAUUUUGGCUGUGUCGGCCGAUGACAGGGACAUUGGAAACAAUGGUAGAAUAUCAUACAGUUUCGAGAGCAAUGUCAGGAACUUGACUAUCAAACCAACAACCGGUGUUGUCAUGGCAACUGGUUUCCUGGAUCGUGAGCAGACCCCAGUCAUCCGCGCGAAAGUUUUGGCACAUGAUAACGGCUCUCCGCAGCGGACGACAACGGCCAACCUUAUCCUCACCCUGGAAGAUAUCAAUGAUGAAGCCCCAGUUUUCAGCCGAGAUGACUACAGAUUUAAAGUUUCAGAGAAUCUCCCUAAAGCAACUCGUGUAGGGACUGUGAGGGCUGUUGAUGCAGACCUGGGUAAAGGGGGUGAGAUAUACUACUCUGUACUCCAAACAUCUGCUAAACCUGGCAAAUUUAACAUAUCUCGCUCAUCAGGCUUGAUCACCACAAACCAGGAGUUUGAUCGUGAAUCAAAAAGCCGGUAUAAUUUGGUGGUUGUGGCGACAGACAAAGGGAAUCCUUCCAUAUCUACAAAGGUUCAAGUGGUUGUUGACAUCACUGAUCAGAAUGACCAUUUCCCGGUUAUUGAUUUUCCUAAUGAGCUGAACAACACUGUGGAAAUCUUACACAGUGCCGAAGUGGACUCUUUCAUAACAAGGGUACAGGCUUAUGAUCUGGAUGAUGGUAAAAACAGCUUUCUGUCUUAUUUCAUACAAAGUGGUAAUACGAACAGACUUCUAAAAAUGGACAGCAGGACGGGAGACUUGAGAGUUGCUCAGCACAUACCAAGUUAUUUGGCCGGUACCUACGAACUGGUCCUGGGGGUAAGAGAUGGUGGCAAGCCAAUGAAAUCUAGCUGGAAGAGUUUGACACUGGUGGUGAGCAUCGACAACACAACGGCGUUGGAGGUGAUGGCAGACCAGCAACAAAGCAACGUUGUUAUCGUUGUUUCUGUCAUCACUGCCACUAUCGUGCUCUCUGUGGCCAUAAUUAUUGGUAUUAUAGUGGUGAGGAAGCAGGAUGCGAAGAACCAUGUCUACUCGGCCAAGGCCGAAGAGAGGAAGAUCAUGAGGCGUAACAAGGGCAGCUUUAAUUCCCGGUCAGAUCAGUCCAACACGUCCACCACCAGCAGUGACAGUGGAAGGAAAGACGUGAGCCUGACACUAACAGAUGACUCGCAGGCCCCACUCAAUGCUUCCACCUUCACACAAGUCACCUCUUUCUCCACUUUCAAAGGACAAAUGCUGUCCUACAUCUCCUCCAUUGACCAGAAAACUUUAGAGUGCCCACAAGCCUGCAGUUCUUGGAUUACCACAAACACUAUCUCACCUGACAUGAAGCAGGACACAGUGGGUGACAAGCGAGCCGAGAUCAACAAACUAGCCUAUGAUCCGAGCAAAAGGUAUGCUGAAGUCUCUAACGAUACGCUAAGUGAUGUGUCCAGUGAGACAAUGGUGACCAGUGAUAGCGGACGAGGGGGCAGCGAGGAAGAUGUUCACCUGAAAAGUAUAGCCCCAGACAGUCACAAACCUCGCCCAGCCGAAAACGGCCGCACCUUGAGCAGUUUUGGGAACUACCACCAGAGGAGGUCGUACCAUGACCCCCGCCAGCCCAGCUAUGGCAAAUUCCCACCCAGACCACAGUCCAUGUACCCUUACAGCCCAAAGAAAACCAACGGUUGUCAGCGGCGGAAAUUUCGAGAAGAAUAUAGAUGUGAGUGA
Molecule: messenger RNA, 3162 nt
Organism: Liolophura sinensis
Lineage: Eukaryota; Metazoa; Mollusca; Polyplacophora; Chitonida; Chitonidae
Product: protocadherin gamma-B5-like
Exons: 4
Coding region: 1-3162 (1053 amino acids)
Biological process (GO): homophilic cell-cell adhesion
Cellular component (GO): plasma membrane
Molecular function (GO): calcium ion binding
Source: RefSeq, a predicted model, not a curated record